Molecule: messenger RNA, 708 nt
Organism: Dibothriocephalus latus
Lineage: Eukaryota; Metazoa; Platyhelminthes; Cestoda; Diphyllobothriidea; Diphyllobothriidae
Source: the annotation of a GenBank genome assembly
AUGGCUGUCGUUUCGAGUGACUUAGGGUCUCAAGUCUUCGAUGAAAGCACCCCCGAACUCCCAAUAUCAAAAUUUUCCGAUUUUUAUAUCGGGAGGCCCCUCGGGAGAGGUAAAUUUGGAAACGUUUUUCUUGCGCGUACAAAACGAGAUAACUUCAUCUGCGCUCUUAAGAUCCUCUUUAAAGAACAGCUUGUCAAGUCUGGCGUAGAGCACCAGCUACGCCGCGAGAUUGAAAUAAUGUGUCAUCUUCGCCAUCCUAACAUCCUACAACUGUACACAUACUUCCAUGACAAUUCAAAGAUUUACCUGGUGCUGGAGUUUGCCUAUUACGGCCAAAUGUAUAGUGAACUUCAGCGCGAACAGCGCUUUAGUGAGCGCAAGGCUUCAACUUAUUUAUAUCAGCUGUGCGAUGCCUUGAUUUACUGCCAUGCGCGCAAAGUUAUUCAUCGAGACAUUAAACCAGAAAAUCUCCUUCUUGGUUUGUGUCACGAACUGAAAUUAGCGGACUUCGGCUGGUCUGUCCACGCUCCCUCCCUGAAGUCGGUGUGCUCAUUUAAAUGUAUGAAUACGCGCUUAGCCCCCAUAAUUGGCUGUGCUGUAGAUGAACUUGACCAACUCGGGCGACAGAUUGAAUCACGGCAUGCGUUCAUCGAGCUGCUCAGUUUGUGCGAACUGGUAACUAUUGCCGCAUGUGGAGGAGUGUGGUGA